Balearica regulorum gibbericeps (East African grey crowned-crane) is the source of this 3492-nucleotide messenger RNA. The record is from RefSeq and is a predicted model, not a curated record. Lineage: Eukaryota; Metazoa; Chordata; Aves; Gruiformes; Gruidae.
AUCCUGAUCCACCAUCAGAUGUACAGGUGUUUGGGCAAGAAGAAAAUACAGUCUAUUUUUCUUGGAAACUACCAAGAGGAGGAUUUGAUAUGUUUCAGCUUUCAUAUUAUCUGAUGAAUAAUGAAAAGCUGCUUACCAGAACUGUUUAUGACAGCAGAGCUGUAGUGAAAAACCUGGCCCCUGGGACAGAGUACUUUUUUCAGUUAAGGACAGUUAAAGGCUUGGAUUCCUCUGUGGCUGUGGAGAAAAAAGUCAUCACAAAACCAGCUGGGAUAUGCGGUCUGGCAUUAAAAAUGGUAAAUACUUCCUCUGCAACUUUAAUGUGGAAUCCAACCAAGACUAACUUCACUUCUUAUAAAGCAUCUUUAUCAAACAACACCUUUAUAAACAAGUUCAGGAUUCCAGGAGCACUGACUGACUUCAGUGUUACAGACCUGACUGCUGGGAGCAUUUAUAAUUUCACACUGCAAAGACUAAGAGGAAAUAUUGAAGGAGCUUCUGCUUUCAUUGAAAUUGUAACAGAACCUGCAAAGCCAGAAGGGCUUAAAUUCUUCAAUGUUUCAUCAUAUUCUUUUUCACUGUAUUGGAGACUACCAUAUGGACAUGUAGACAGAUUUCACGUGGAUCUUGCUCCUGAUCAGGGUUCUGUUGUUAUCCUAGAUCUUGGACUUAGGGAGUAUCAAGCUGAUAUUUCUAAUACUAUUCCUGGAACAACAUACAAUGUUACAGUUUCUACAGUUUCUUCUUCACUCUACAGUUCACCUGCAAGUAGAACAGUGACAACAAAUGUGACAAAUCCUGGACCCCCUGUGUUCCUUGCAGGUGAAAGAGUGGGCUCUGCUGGGAUUCUGCUGUCGUGGAAUACACCACUGCAUCCCAAUGGGAGAAUUGUCUCCUAUAUUGUUAAAUAUAAAGAGGUCUGCCCGUGGAUGCAAACAGCUUAUACACAGGUCACAACAAAGCCAGAUAGUUUGGAAGUUCUUCUUACCAGUCUCAACCCUGGAACAACUUAUGAAAUUACGGUUGCUGCUGAGAACAGUGCUGGUGUUGGAAUAUUUAGCGAUCCUUUUCUUUUUCAGACUGCAGAAAGUGCUCCAGGUAAAGUAGUGAAUCUCACAGUUGAAGCCUUAAAUUAUUCAGCUGUAAAUCUGAUCUGGUUUCUCCCUCGGCAACCAAAUGGAAAGAUAACUAGUUUCAAGAUUAGUGUGAAACAUGCAAGAAGUGGAAUUGUAGUGAAAGAUGUCUUGGUUAAAGUAGAGGACCUUCUGUCUGGGAGGUUACCAGAAUGUAAUGAUAACAGUGAAUCCUUUUUGUGGAGUACUACCACUCCUUCAACUACUUUUGGCAAAUCCACAAUUCCUUCACGGACUACAGUUACACCAAGUACAGAAGCACCAAGUCAAAUGAGCUCGGUUUGGAAUGAACCAAUUAGUUUUGUUGUAACUAACCUCAGGCCGUAUACCACCUAUCUUUUUGAAGUCUCUGCAGUUACCACGGAAGCAGGUUAUAUUGAUAGUGCAAUUGUCCGGACACCAGAAUCAGUUCCAGAAGAUCCACCACAAAAUUUUGCCAAAAGCAACAUCACAGCAAAGUCUUUCUCAGUGAUGUGGGACCCACCAACCAUAGUAACAGGAAGGUUUAGUUACAGAGUUGAGCUGUAUGGACCAUCUGGUCAUAUUCUGGAUAACAGCACAAAAGAUCAUAAGUUCGUAUUUAGUAAUCUUGUGCCGUUUACAAUAUAUGAUGUGUAUGUCGGUGCUGAGACAAGUGCUGGGCUGGGGCCAAAGACUAACCUUACAGUUUUCACGCCUGCAGAUGUCCCAGGUACUGUAUCAGAUUUACAUCUAGCAGAAGUGGAAGCCACAUAUAUAAAAAUUGUUUGGAGGAAGCCACAACAACCAAAUGGAAUCAUUACCCAGUAUAGAGUUAAAGUACACAUGCAGGAAACAGAGGUGACUCUGGAAAACAGUAUUCUCAAAGGAAAAAAUAAGUAUUUGAUUGAUUCUUUGGAACCAUACAUGACAAAUGAAAACAUCAAGCCAUCUCCCACUUGGAAUUCAAUGGAAAUAGCCAAUGAAUUAUAUGAAGGUUCAGCUGAAAUGUUUCCCAGCAUUCAGACAGCUUCCCCAGUAAUAUUUACAAGUGUAUCUGGUGAUAAUUUGCCUGCUAUAGAUGGAGCUGCAGAAUUACAUUCUGCAUUGGAUAAUCAGUAUACCAUUAACAUUUUGGCUGAAGAACUGUCAUAUGUUAUAAAGGGCCUCAUACCUUUCACAGACUACACAAUCAGUGUGUCUGCUUUCACUGCUGUUGGAGAAGGACCACCAUCAGUUCUGACAGUCAGGACAUGUGAACAAGUUCCAAGCUCAGUACAAAAUAUAUCUUACAAGAAUAUUAGCUCCUCCUCUGUUUUGCUGUAUUGGGAUCCUCCAGCAAAUCCCAAUGGGAAAAUCAUUCAUUAUACUGUUUAUGCGAUGGAACUGGAUACAGAAAGAACAUUCCACACAACCACUUCAAACAACAGCUUACUUAUGACAGGUUUAAAAAAGUACACAAAUUAUAAAAUGAGAGUCGCAGCCUCUACCACAAUUGGAGAAAGUGCUUUAUCUGAAGAGAAUGAUGUUUUCGUGAGAACCCUUGAAGACGAACCAGACUCCCCACCCCAAAAUGUAGAGUUAAUAAAUGUAACUGCAACAGAAAUAAAUCUGAGAUGGUUACCACCUGAGCAGCCUAAUGGUCUCAUAACUCACUUUGAAGUUCUGUACAGUGAUUCCAAUGAUUUAUUUAUUAAAAAUGCCUCAUCUACAAGUAUAUCACUAAGUGAAAUGAAGCCAUAUACCCUCUACAACAUCUCUGUAAGGGCAUUCACCAGACUCGGCCAUGGGAAUCAGUCAUCUUCCCCACUUCUGGUGAGAACUUUGGAAACUGUUCCUGAUUCUGCACCAGAAAACAUAACCUAUAGGAACAUCUCAUCCAUGGAAAUUGAAUUAUCAUUUUUUCCACCAUCCAUUCCCAAUGGAAUCAUACAGACCUACACAAUAUAUCUCAAGAGGACUAAUGGAACUGAGCAAAGAGUCAUAAACACUACUCUUCUGAUGCUACGUAUUACAGAUUUAAAGAAAUAUACAGAAUAUACUGUAGAAGUGUCUGCUAGUACCACAAUGGGGGAGGGCCUUCGUAGUGCUCCUCUGCAUAUACUGACUGAUGAAGAUGCUCCAAGUUCUCCUCCAGAAUCCCUCUCCGUAAAACAGUUGUCGGGUGUCACUGUGAAGUUGUCAUGGAAACCUCCACUGGAGCCAAAUGGAAUUAUCCUCUAUUACACAGUUUACGUCUGGAAUAAAAUGUCAAAAAGGAGUGUUAAUGUAACAGAAACAUCACUGCAGUUCACAGACCUGGAAAAUAACUAUGAGUAUAGCGCUUACCUAACAGCAAGUACAAGAUUUGGAGAUGGCAACAUAAAAAGUGAUACUAUAAUAUUCAGAACUUCUGAAGGAG